GGCGGGGGCGCAGGCGCGCUGCAGGCGGGCAGCCGGUGAUGGCGUCGGUGGCGGAGUUGGGGGGUGCGGGCCCAUGAGGCGGCCCAGGCCCCGCGCACCCAGCACCGGCGGGAAGGGGCGGCGGCGCCGCGGCGGUUCACACCCGCGCCAUGGCGGGCGUCUUCGACAUCGACCUGGACCAGCCCGAGGACGCGGGUUCGGACGAGGAGCUGGAGGAGGGGGGUCAAUUAAGUGAGAGCAUGGACCAUGGAGGAGUUGGCCAAUAUGACCUUGGCAUGGAACAUUGUGAAAAAUUUGAGAUUUCAGAAACUAGUGUAAACAGAGGUCCAGAAAAGAUCCGACCAGAGUGCUUUGAGUUACUGCGCGUACUUGGCAAAGGUGGCUAUGGAAAGGUAUUUCAAGUGCGGAAAGUAACUGGAGCAAACACCGGGAAGAUAUUUGCCAUGAAAGUUCUUAAAAAGGCAAUGAUUGUAAGGAAUGCAAAGGAUACAGCUCAUACAAAAGCAGAGCGGAAUAUACUGGAGGAAGUGAAACAUCCCUUCAUCGUAGACUUAAUUUAUGCCUUUCAGACUGGUGGAAAACUCUACCUCAUCCUUGAGUAUCUCAGUGGAGGAGAACUAUUUAUGCAGUUAGAGAGAGAAGGGAUAUUUAUGGAAGACACAGCUUGCUUUUACUUGGCAGAAAUCUCAAUGGCACUGGGGCACUUGCAUCAAAAAGGAAUCAUCUACCGUGAUCUGAAGCCAGAAAAUAUCAUGCUUAAUCAUCAAGGUCAUGUAAAAUUGACUGACUUCGGAUUAUGUAAAGAAUCUAUUCACGAUGGAACAGUCACACACACAUUCUGUGGAACAAUUGAAUACAUGGCCCCUGAAAUCCUGAUGAGGAGUGGGCAUAAUCGUGCUGUGGACUGGUGGAGUUUGGGGGCAUUAAUGUAUGACAUGCUGACUGGAGCACCUCCUUUCACUGGGGAGAACAGAAAGAAAACAAUUGACAAGAUUCUCAAGUGUAAACUCAACUUGCCUCCCUACCUCACACAAGAAGCCAGAGAUCUGCUUAAAAAGCUGCUAAAAAGAAAUGCUGCCUCACGUCUAGGAGCUGGUCCUGGAGAUGCUGGAGAAGUUCAGGCUCACCCGUUCUUCAGACACAUUAACUGGGAUGAGCUGUUGGCACGAAAGGUGGAACCUCCUUUUAAACCCUUAUUGCAAUCUGAAGAGGAUGUGAGCCAGUUUGAUUCAAAGUUUACACGUCAGACACCUGUUGAUAGCCCAGAUGACUCUACUCUCAGUGAAAGUGCCAACCAGGUCUUUCUGGGUUUUACGUAUGUGGCUCCAUCUGUACUUGAAAGCGUAAAAGAGAAAUUUUCUUUUGAACCAAAAAUUCGAUCACCUCGCAGAUUCAUAGGUAGCCCUAGGACACCAGUCAGCCCUGUAAAGUUUUCCCCUGGGGAAUUCUGGGGAAGAGGUGCUUCUGCCAGCGCAUCAAAUACUCAGACACCUGUGGAAUAUCCAAUGGAGACAAGUGGAAUAGAACAAAUGGAUGUGACAGUCUGUGGAGAGGCCUCAGCACCACUUCCAAUCCGGCAACCAAACUCUGGGCCAUACAAAAAACAAGCUUUUCCCAUGAUUUCCAAACGACCAGAGCACUUGCGCAUGAAUCUAUGACAACACAAUUUUUUUAAGCCUUUGAAGGUGGAAAAGAAAGAACGGACAUAAGCCCCCUUGAAGUGGAAAUACGAGGGCUUGUAUGGUUUACUUUUAAAAAGUGACAGUAUCAAAGAGUCAGUCAUUGCACAGAGCGACUUGGAAAGCAAAGAAAAAUGGAUUUUUUUUUCGGUCAAUGGUGCAUAAAAAACUUUAGAGAAUGGUAUUGCAGAACUCUAGGCACAUCAUCUAUCUGAUUUGCAGCGACAUCUUCUCACCUUAUCAAGGAUUUUUCAGCUUGAUAGCUUGAAACUGACAGUAUUAAGGGUUAGGAUGUUGCUUCAGAAUCACUGGUCUAGUCGUGAAUGUGUCAAGGAGGGUUAGCCCUUUCACUAGGCAAAGUAUGAAAUGCCUGUAUGCUUGCGUCUGAGGAAUAAUUAGCAUGCAAGCUUGGUUAAGCUGUUUCCUACAAUGGGGUGGAAUCAAAGAUGAAAGAUAAAAUUAAUUGGUAUUUCACAUUCAAAACUUAAUGAGUUUUUUAUAUAUAUAAAAAUAUAUAUUUUUCAAAUAGAUUUUUUGAUUCAGCUCAUUAUGGAAAGUAUCCCAAAAUUAAAAAUGCAAAAUAAUUGGUUGCUGUGAAGAAAGUAAAGGCUCUAGUUCUGAUUCUUCUCCUCAUGAAACAACAAACCAAUAAGUGAAUCACUCAGUUACCAGCUUGGCAAUGUGGGGUGGGAGAGAACUGUUUCACUUGCUUACCCAGCUGAAAUACCUGUUCCUGCAAAGACAAAUGGAUCUAAUCAAAUGGCAAUGCUGCUAUGUUCUAGGCUUAACUGGAAGCCAUGGGCUCACACACGUCCUGCUUAUUUCAUCCUUGUCCUCAGCAGACAUUUCACUGGGAAACAUCACUUUUGUACACACUAGUCCUUAGACGGAAACAGCUCAAUACGUUCAGAUUCUUACCCAUAUAAAAGAUCAGGAGAAAGUGCAUCGGAGCACAAGGUCAGUAGAAACAUUUAGGCAGUACCACAGGAGACAUACAAAAAUUCUACAUUGUAUAAGGAAAUGAACCUUUUUGUAACCAGUGGGUAAGAAUUUGAGGAUUUUUUUUUU
This is a messenger RNA of Phalacrocorax carbo (great cormorant), 2747 nucleotides long. The record is from RefSeq and is a predicted model, not a curated record. NCBI's taxonomy places the organism in Eukaryota, Metazoa, Chordata, Aves, Suliformes, Phalacrocoracidae.